Messenger RNA from Misgurnus anguillicaudatus (oriental weatherfish), 2207 nucleotides. RefSeq names its product L-threonine dehydrogenase (gene tdh). Gene Ontology annotation, molecular function: L-threonine 3-dehydrogenase activity. NCBI's taxonomy places the organism in Eukaryota, Metazoa, Chordata, Actinopteri, Cypriniformes, Cobitidae. The record is from RefSeq and is a predicted model, not a curated record. Gene Ontology annotation, biological process: L-threonine catabolic process.
AGCCUCUUGGUCGGCGAAUAUAAAACCUCCGCUGUGAGCUGAUGCAAUACUGAAGAUACUGAGCGAAGCGUCAGUAAGGAGAAACCAGAAAAAGGAAGCUGCUCAUCUAGCACAGAAGAACACGGUUUUAUUUCAUAUCUGAAUCAUAUUCUGUAUACAGGCAGCUAGUAUGCCAGUUGUCCGAGUCUUGAGCAAGGUGGCAAAGCAGGCCCUAUUGGCCCCUGCAUGUGGAUGUCAGCCUUUGGCUGUGACAGUACGCAACAUCAGCUUUUCCCCACGUCAGGUCACCGCCGGAUCAGAUGCCAGCUUUCACUCCGUGUCCUUCUCGGAAACAGACCACCCUAAAGUUCUUAUUACAGGUGGCCUUGGGCAACUAGGGGUUGGGCUUGCUAAACUCUUGAGGAGGCGAUAUGGAAAAAACAAUGUGAUCCUCUCAGAUAUCAGAAAACCACCAAGUCAUGUCUUUCACAGCGGCCCUUUUAUCUACUCUGACAUUCUGGACUACAAGAACUUGCGAGAGAUUGUGGUAAACAACAGGAUCACCUGGUUGGUACAUUACAGCGCUCUUCUGAGUGCUGUCGGGGAAGCUAAUGUUCAACUGGCUCGAUCAGUCAACAUCACAGGUCUCCACAACAUCCUGGACAUUGCUGCAGAACAUGGGCUUCGGCUCUUUGUACCCAGCACCAUUGGUGCCUUUGGACCAACUUCACCUCGAAAUCCCACUCCAGACCUCUGUGUGCAGAGACCACGGACAAUUUAUGGUGUCUCCAAAGUCCAUGCUGAGCUAAUGGGGGAGUAUUAUCACCACCGCUAUGGUCUUGACUUCCGCUGUCUGCGGUACCCUGGCAUCAUCUCUGCAGACUCUCAGCCCGGCGGUGGCACAACGGACUAUGCCGUGCAGAUUUUCCACGACGCCGUCAAGAGCGGCAAGUUUGAGUGCAACCUAAAGCCCGACACACGGCUGCCCAUGAUGUACAUCGACGACUGUCUGCGGGCUACGCUGGAGGUGAUGGAGGCCCCGGCAGAAACGCUCAGUAUGCGAACCUACAACAUCAAUGCCAUGAGCUUCACACCAGAGGAACUCACUACAGAGGUCCAAAAACAGCUGCCUGACCUGCAGGUCGCAUAUGAGAUCGACCAUGUGCGACAGGCCAUAGCUGAUAGCUGGCCCAUGAACUUUGAUGACACCAAUGCCCGCAAUGACUGGGGUUGGAAGCACGAGUACGACCUGCCAGAGUUGGUCCAAACAAUGCUCAACUUCAUCGGCUCAGACUCUCGAGUCGCCCAGGCCAGCUGAGUUUGAUCUUGGACAUUGAAAAAUUGUACAUAUCAGCUACAGAGAAGAGAGAUCCAUGGUCUGUAAAUAGUCAUUUUCCUUAUUGGCUAACACAAAAUAGCGUAUAAUUGUAGAUUAUACAACGGGGUGUGAUCUCUCUUUAAAUGGUCAUGGCAGAAAACCCUACAUGGGGGUUUGUAUCAGUAAUCCACAGAUCUUUCGAAAGUUGACUGGUAAGAAAGAUAUGGUGGAAUGGAUUCAAGCCUACGUGAUCCACUUUUACUUUGCAUUUAGUGAUAGAGGGAUCAUGUUGUCUGCCUUCAGGCAAAACAAACCAAACAAAUGGAAAUCCAAAAAUGAACGUGGCAGCUUUUAAUCUUUGUUUCCAUGCUCUUUUCUGAUGUACAUAUAGCUUUUUCAAGGUUCUUUACCAUUCAGGAGAAAUUGCUUUACUGUACUAAGUUAGUGGUCAUGUUCAGGUUUAUAAUGAGUCGAUAUAAUAAUCAGUGAAACAAUUAACAUCCACAAAAUGUAUCAUAUUCUGAACUAAACAGCCAAAAAGUCUUGUGGACUAAACAGGGUGGGACUUAAAUGUAGGUCAAGAGUUGUCCUGAUAAAUGAAAUCAUCAAAUUCCUCUUGGCUGCUUUUCUUUCUUCUUGCACUAUCUAUUUAUUCAGUCUGUUCACAAGCGAAUUAAAUUAACUGCAAGAUUCGGUCUUGCUCUGCACAAUUGCUGUGCAUGUCAACUAGGUCACAUUUGGUCAAAUGCAAUUUGCUUUUGCCCACAAACUCACAGUGAAUAUAUUAUCCCGUAUGAAGGGGAGAGUGGGAAAACUUUAAAGUAUUAUUUUUUAAUGAAAGCUUUGCAUCCACAGCUUUUGUUCUUCCGAUUACAAAACUUGUGUUAAUAAAGCUUUUUUAUUUCAAACA